Camellia sinensis is the source of this 2336-nucleotide messenger RNA. Its product is annotated as NAC domain-containing protein 53. Gene Ontology annotation, biological process: regulation of DNA-templated transcription. The record is from RefSeq and is a predicted model, not a curated record. Gene Ontology annotation, molecular function: DNA binding. Lineage: Eukaryota; Viridiplantae; Streptophyta; Magnoliopsida; Ericales; Theaceae.
CAGUAGUACUCUUUCAUAUUACGUAGUCGUGGAAGCUGCUUUGGCUGUUGAGAGGCAAUGGCCACUCUCUUGUUCUUCCAACAAGUCCAUUGAAAACCCUAGACUUCAACUCUCUCUCGCUCUCUCUCUUUCGAAAUUCGAUCAUUUUCUCAAUCUCUAUAAAACCCUAAAUUUUGAUUUUUUGUCUUCAAAUUGUGAAUCGUACAUACAUGGGUAGCGAUCCGGCAUCGUCAACAGCUUCGCUUGCUCCUGGGUUUCGGUUCCACCCAACCGAUGAAGAACUGGUGCGUUACUACCUCAAGCGCAAGGUCUGUCGCAAGCCCUUCCGCUUCGAGGCCAUCUCCGAUAUCGACGUCUACAAGUCCGAGCCUUGGGAUCUCCCAGGAAAGUCGAGGCUGAAGAGCAGGGACUUGGAGUGGUAUUUUUUCAGUGUUCUAGAUAAGAAGUAUGGGAAUGGGUCUAGGACUAAUAGGGCUACGGGAAGAGGGUACUGGAAGACAACAGGGAAGGACAGACCGGUUCACCAUAAGUCCCGCACGGUUGGGAUGAAGAAAACGCUAGUUUAUCACAGUGGUCGGGCUCCGCGGGGUGAUAGGACUAAUUGGGUGAUGCAUGAGUACAGGCUUGUUGAUGAAGAGUUGGAGAAAGCUGGGAUUGCGCAGGAUUCAUUUGUGCUGUGCAGAAUAUUUCAGAAGAGUGGUUCAGGGCCAAAAAAUGGGGAGCAGUAUGGGGCACCAUUUAUUGAAGAGGAAUGGGAGGAUGAUGAGUUGGUUAUGAUCCCAGGCGAGGAGGCUGCAGACGAAGUGGCAGUUCAUGAUGAUGCCUAUCGUGAUGGAAUUGACCUUGAGCAGAUUCUUGAUGCAGACAUUCCAUUGGAACAUGUUCCCCUACCAUUGAGCUUCAAUUAUGAGGAUAAUAGCAGUCAUGUUCAGAAGCCGGUGGACUUCGUUGAUCAUGCUCAAAAACUUUUGGUAGGUAUGGGUGAAAGUUACUGUGUUCCCGAGCAGCCUGAUGGCCAGAACUUAUUUGAUUUGCCAGUGCAAAAAGACAUGGAUGCAGAAUCAGUGAAACAUGAAAAUAUUGGUGAAGCAAGUUAUAGUGUGAAUGCUGUGGAUGAAGAUUACUUGCUUGACGAACCAUUCUUUGAUGCUACUGGUAACACUCUAUUUGAUGAUGGGGGGGCAAUGUUUACUAAUGACCUUUCAAACCCCAUUGAGGCGGAUCCUUCUGGUUUUGACAUGGUUGAAGAGUACCUUAAAUACUUUGAUGCAGAUGACAGCAACUUGCAGUUUGUGGACUCUGACUCUCUGAAGAUGAUGGGAAGUGAGAACCUUGUUUCUGACCAAGCAUUCCUCACCCAGAAGCAUGUCAAUGGAGGAGCCCAAGAAGAGAACAUGGGAAGCCAACAGCUCUUGCAAGGUCAAGAUAAUGAUUUUGCAUCCACUUCAAAGCAAAACCCUGGAAAUUUUGGAUCGGAUAUACAGCAUCCAUUUAUGAAGCAGGCAAGUCGCAUGUUGGGCAGCAUCCCUGCUCCUCCUGCGUUUGCUUCAGAGUUCCCUGCAAAAGAUGUAGCUUUUCAGUUGAAUUCUGCAUCUCAGUCUUCAAGUGAGGUCCAUUUUACAGCUGGUAUGAUACAACUAAGAAACAUGACCUUGAGUCAGGGAUACUGGUCGCUUGGGAAGCAUACGGAUGUCAAUAUGAUUCUUACCUUUGGCCCACCUCACAAUGAUUCCACUUCUGCUAGCUCUGAUCGAAUGGCUAACAUGCCUUUGGGCAAGGCUGGGUCGUCAAUGUCGCGGUGCUGGUUCUAUCUGAUGUUUGCCUGGAUCCUGAUCAUUUCGAUGAGUUUCAAAAUUGGGGCAUACAUCUACACAGGCAAUGCUUGAUGAUAUGGAGACUGACUAUAGUACACCAAAACAUUACAUGGGUUGAAAAUUGGGGAAACAUCAGAUCAGUGGGGAUAGUCAUAAAAUAAAUUCAUUUUCACGGGGAUUCUUUUUGGUGCAAGUCUCGAACAUAUGAAAUUUUUGCAGCGCAUCGAAAAAUAGUUGCACCAAUCACAGGAACUACUUGCACCAAAAAGAUUCUUGUGAAAUUGAUAUUAUUUUGACGGUCUCACCGUGAGUUGAUGUUUCCUCUUGAAAAUUCUUGGGCAAUUUGAUGGAUAGACUUCUUAUACCCUGAUAGACCAUUUAUUGAGGGAAGAUUGUUUAUUAUUUAAUUAUUACUAUGUUCAAAUUUGAUAUCUAAUUACUCUUUGAACUUUGAUAUUCCUCUUGUAAUUGAAUGCUUAACUGCUUUGGUUAUGUAGUUACUAGCUGUUUGUCAAAAUUCCA